Molecule: messenger RNA, 1010 nt
Organism: Lycium ferocissimum
Lineage: Eukaryota; Viridiplantae; Streptophyta; Magnoliopsida; Solanales; Solanaceae
Product: LIM domain-containing protein WLIM1-like
Exons: 5
Coding region: 167-748 (193 amino acids)
Biological process (GO): actin filament bundle assembly
Cellular component (GO): plasma membrane; actin cytoskeleton
Molecular function (GO): actin filament binding
Source: RefSeq, a predicted model, not a curated record
CUCAGCCUCAUCAUCAUAUUUUAUCUGCCUUCUCAUCCUUAUCUUACAGCCAUUCUCUCUUUCUUUUUCUCCAAAACCAAGUGCUCUCUGCUGCAGAAAAAACAAGAAGGGAAGGGGAAGAAACUUAAAGACCAUUUUUUGUUUUCUCUAUAACUUGAUCAUAGCUAUGGCAUUUGCCGGAACAACCCAAAAGUGCAUGGCCUGUGACAAAACUGUCUAUCUGGUUGACAAAUUAACUGCAGAUAACAGAAUCUAUCACAAAGCUUGUUUCAGAUGCCAUCACUGCAAGGGCACUCUCAAGCUUGGCAACUACAAUUCCUUUGAAGGAGUUCUUUACUGUAGACCACACUUUGAUCAGCUCUUCAAACAGACUGGCAGUUUGGAUAAAAGCUUUGAAGGGACACCAAAAAUUGUGAAGCCACAGAAACCUAUUGACAGUGAGAAACCACAGGUAGCUAAAGUGACAAGCAUGUUUGGUGGAACAAGGGAGAAAUGUUUUGGCUGCAAGAAAACUGUCUAUCCAACAGAAAAGGUACAAGUUAAUGGUACACCAUACCACAAGAGCUGCUUCAAAUGUAGCCAUGGAGGUUGUACAAUCAGCCCUUCCAACUAUAUCGCACAUGAAGGGCGCCUCUACUGUAAACAUCACCAUAUUCAACUUAUCAAGGAGAAAGGCAACUUAAGCAAGCUUGAGGGUGACCAUGAGACGAUUCCCGUGAUAACAACAGAAGUUACUGCAGAAUCAUAAAGAGCCAACCCAGUUGAUCGUUGAUUAGCUUUCCGCUAUCAGGUCUUACAUGUCUGCUAUAUUCAAGAAUCUGAAGCCUUCUUCAGCUUGCAUUAAUGCACUUCCUUCCACAGCCUAUGCUUUUUCUCAUCUGCUUCCAUUAAAUUGAUGCUGAACUAUAAUCUACUUCUGUGUGAAGAUUUUUGACCUUUGUUUCUUGUGCUUCACUUUUAUUGUGUGGGUGUUAAAUGAGAUUGAAUAUAAUACAGCUUUGCCUAUCCAA